Orussus abietinus is the source of this 405-nucleotide messenger RNA. RefSeq lists its product as uncharacterized. Lineage: Eukaryota; Metazoa; Arthropoda; Insecta; Hymenoptera; Orussidae. The record is from RefSeq and is a predicted model, not a curated record. The transcript has a single exon. The coding region runs from base 1 to 405 and encodes 134 amino acids.
AUGCUGUUUCUCUGGGCCCGGGAGCCGAGCCCGGGACCAACCGGAGCAGGACCCUGGCUCGCCUGGUUCGCCACGGCCGUUCUGCUCUGGAGGUGCAGGAGGCGCAUCGCCAAGGCCAUCCUGGCCGUGUCGCCAUUCCGCCUCCUGGUGCGGCGCUGCGUAGCGUCCGUCGAGCCCGUCCCACAGGGCGCGCUGCAGCGCGCGAAACUCGAGACGAUGCAGCAGACGAAGUACUCGUCGACGGGCCUCAGGGCGCGCGUCAAGAGGCUCUGCACCGGCGACGGGCCCCACGUGCACUCGGGCCUUACGGCCCAGCCCAGCCAGCAGGUGCUACACUACAGGGUCACCCGGAGCGGCCGGGUCUACGGGAAGUACCCCAACAAGGUCGUCCCCAAGAAGCAGUAG